Messenger RNA from Suillus subaureus, 1196 nucleotides. RefSeq lists its product as uncharacterized. NCBI's taxonomy places the organism in Eukaryota, Fungi, Basidiomycota, Agaricomycetes, Boletales, Suillaceae. The coding region runs from base 216 to 1196 and encodes 326 amino acids. The record is from RefSeq and is a predicted model, not a curated record. The transcript has 7 exons.
GACUCUUUGCACACGUCGUGCUUGCAACAUUGCAUUGUAAAGUGUUAACUUCGCGUGUUUCCCUUUGUUCUCUUUGCAUAACCUCUCCUUGCUUUACUUUGCGUGUCUACAAUCUACAGAAACGUCGCACUUCGGCGCAUGUAAAAUUCCAGCCUCUGUGUGUGCUCGAGAUAUAAUUUCGGGAGGCCACACAAUGUAUAUCCCCGAGCAUCGUGAUGUUGGAUGAGCUAAUGAUAGUCGGGGAAGACAUCGAUAUGUGUUCUAGUAUGUUCAGUAUGGCUGGCGAGGGAAGCUCUAGCCUCUGGAACAACAGUGCAUUUUCAGGGUCUUAUACGCCUUCUCCUGGACCCUCCUUGGCAAAUAUGAUGUCACCCGAGGCAGAUUCGUUCUCACCACCCCCAGUGCAAGUCCCGCAGCCUCAAUUCAGCUUGUUCCAGCAGGGCGCAUAUAUGCACGAAAACCAAGCCUUGCGAGAGCGUUGCGGAAUCUUGGAAGCACAAGUCACCAAACUCUCCAUUGAACGUGAUACUAUACAGGCAAUGUUUCACCAGCUCGCCUCCUCUGUGUGCCUUGACGAAGCUGUGGAGUCUCUUGGCUCCAAAGGCACGCACCUAUCACUGGCAGCACCCUGCACCAGUAACACCAAACAGCCGACUCGUGAGACACAUCCCAAGGUCAAAUUUUGGAACCAGGACGCAUUCUUGGAUUGGGCGGAACGAGCUAGCGCACAAGGGCUUCAUCGCGGGAAAAUUCCUUACCUUGAAGGCGAAAACGGAGAACCGGUCCCUGAAGCAACAGUCAAAGCUAUUCGCAAGACCCUGCGUGGAGGAUGGUCAGAACUCGUAAAUCGCCAAUUUGCUCCGAAGUCACGAGGAAGCAGCUGCACUCGUCGCUACCGAUACAUGGACCAAAGCUGUCUCCCAAGGACGACUUUAUUAGAUUCAGCACCAUCCGAUCCUGCACCAUCCGACAUAUGCAUUUCCUACAAUGUUUUCGAGUGUUUUCGAGCCGCUGUCCGCACAUGUCAUGUUUUCAAGCCGCUAUUUUGCCUAAUAUUAUUUGAGCAUAUUUGCGCACAUUUUCAACCGUCUGGCAAGGGGAGCGAGAUAUUAUUCAAGCAUAUUUGCGCACAUUUUAGACCAUUUGGUAAGGGAGCGAGUAUAUACGUUCAAAUGCGCAAAUAUGUUUUACAUUGA